UCUUGAGUAUCCCUUCUGUAUACUUUGGUUGGUUACUCACGAGUGUUUUGGCUUUACAAUCUCUUCACUUCACUGUGAUUCCCAGAAUGUAGUUGAUUUCUCCCAAAUCCUCUUUGUCAAACCUUUGUGCAAAUGCAACCUUUUCUCUUUUUCACAUUUCGGUAUUGUUGGAGAACCAUAACAUAUCGUCGACAUAAUGACAAACUGAGGGCAAGAUCAAGAAUGACAAAAUUAAUCUUUUCAUCUUUGAAUUUCACUGACUUGGUAUAUAUGCAUGGAUCUGAUCAGUUUGAUUUUUUGUGACCAUUUGUCGUAGGGGAUGUAUUCACAGAAACAUAUAGAUUUUAUCAUGUAAUUCUCCUUGUAGAAAUGCUGAGUGUCUUUGUAUCCAUUUGGCCAACGAACAACGAAGACCUGAUUAAAGUGUUAACCCGGUUUUCCACUACGGCACUAGGCGGAAUUUAUUUAAUUAUUCAUAUAUUUAAAAAAUUUAUGUACAUGAAUAACCACGACACAUACAUAGGCAGGUUGACCUGGUCCUAUCUCUUCGACAUUCAUCAGGUCCUGAAUGCAAGUUCAAGUGGUUGUUCUUGAACUUUAUCCGACAAAAUAUCUUCUUCAGAAAAAUCAAAUGAGACUUGUAGAAAAACUGUUAUUUAACAAAAGAAACAUCCCUUCCACGCAAACCUAUUUGAUAAUGGUUCAAAGAACUUAUAACCUUUGGGCUUUGGUUCCAUCGGGUAACCAACAAAGAUAACUGCCUUCUCAUCAAACCUCCGUCGAUUCUCUUUUGGAAUAUGAAGAAAAGCUAACUGACAAUCCCUGUUGUGGGACUUGUAGAUGCAGUUGGACUUCGGUUUCGAAGGUUGCACAUCUGGAUGACCACUGACAGCCAAAUUGAUAGCAAAUUUCCAACAAAUUGGUUGUACUACCGCCUGUCAUUAAGUUUGAAAUAAUCAUCUGUCACAAUGCCAAUAUUUGUCGACUUGUUCGUUUGUGCCACCAAGAUGAGCGAAAACCGUAACGGAAUUUACGAAGGUACCGUAAUAAAGAAAAUUGUACACAUCAUAAAUGCUUUAUUUAAUGGUAGACUUGGAGGAACAUUGCGGAUAAAGUUUGAUCCAACUUACGCACCUAAGCGACACAUAAAAGAGUCGGUUCGAAAGAUCGAGCAAAAAGUAUGUGAAUUUACCGGAGUGGCAACCCUCGUGUAUGACCUUACUAUUGUUAGGAAAAGCGAAUCUAUGGAAAUCACUGUUGCCGCGACAGACAUCAACUAUAUCUAUACUUUGAAUUACCAUUUAUAUUUACCAACUAAUCAACAAGUCAUCGAAUUAUCACCGAAAGACCCCAUAAAGAAAGUCAGGGACAUUUUGUGCAAAAACAUUCCUUCGCUAGAGGUUGUUACUCCAGGUUCACAUUUUAAAAACUUUAUAUUGGGCUCUCCAGUUGGUUUUGGUGAGUCAAAAACCGUUCAGUUCAAGAGUUUACUGGUAAAGCGAACGAAAAGCUCCAAUCUCACUCAAAGGUUGAUUAAAAAUGGUAAACUCCAGUGUUAUGUCUCGGCAUUUGCAAAUUAUAGAGGUGGCCAUAUCUAUAUUGGUAUAGACGACGAUGGGAUAGUGCAAGGAGAAACUAUCACUUUGCAGGAUCGACUUGAGCUAGAGACUGAGGUCAGUAAAGCAAUUAAGAAUAUGAUAUGGUCUGAUAACAGUCAAACGGAUGGAGAAGAGAAGCAAUGGCAGAUGGUUUUCGAAGAAGUAAAGUAUAAGAACGGGGGAAAAGUUGCUUCAACUUUCGUAAUCGUCAUUUAUGUCGCGCAACGUCUUGGAGGUGUGUUUACGCAGUUCCCUGAAUCUUACGAAAUGAGAGAAAAUGAGGCAAAAAUGAUCGAUUUUGAAACUUGGACCAAAUAUAUGGUGGAAGGUUUGGGAAGGGCGAAAGAUGGAAAUAAUGAGGAAUCAGACGAAACAAGUAAAGCAUCGUACGAACUUGACAUUGACAAAAUGCUGACAAAUCUUCUAAUUGAUGAUUGCGAGUGGAGCGACUUGAAGGAAGCAGCUGACAAGGCACGAGACCACCACGACAGCAUCGACAUCAGAUUGAUCUGUUUAUCGAAGUUGAUAAAAUUGUGUUUGAGGAAAGGUUAUUUUGAAAAAGCUGAUGAAAUGUUUAAAGAAUACAAGACAACCUUAUCGAAGUCUGAAAACGUGAAAACGUUCGAGAUCGUGGGAGAAUAUUUGAACUGUUUAAGCGAAAGAUCACGUGGUAAUUUUAAAGCAAGUUGCAAGAUUGCCAUGAAAUCAUUACAGAAACUAGAUAAGAUUCACCCUGAUAUCGUCUCAGCAGCUUAUCUUGUUCUCAUGGCAACAGUCUUCAAUAUUACAGCAAUGAAAAAAGAAGGUAAAACUGAACGGAGUCCAUUCAUCACGAGAGCAAAAGAAUGUUACUGCAAGGCUGAAAUUCACUUACAAUACGUGUCGCCUGAAUUUAAGGCAGCGAAAAUGGAUCUCCGGCAUAAGAUUAAUAUGACCAAAGCAAUGUUUUUCUCAGGAAGUUCACUUGAAGGAACAAUGCUUUUAGAUCGCGAUGUUUCAGUUAUAAAUACAGAUGAGGCGCAAAACUGCCUUGACGAAAGUCAUCACAUUGUAAUCCGCCAAAAGUCUGGGCUAAGCGAUCUUCGUUCUAUUCAAAAACUUCUCGCCCAGUCCGACUUGUUUUACCAAGCAGGAACAGUCGCUACAGCACUUAAAAAAGAGCAGGUGAUUUCGGAUGCUUUGAAGUUUGCCAAACGAGCUGAACACUUGGCUGAAGAUGCUGGCGUUCCUGAAAUGAGGCAGUAUGCUAGAAAUCGCGUUAUGGCUAUCGAAAAUCAUUUACGAACUUUGGAAACGUUGGAAAGCCAUCCAUGCAUCCCCUCACCAUAGCUUUGGACAUUGUUAUCGAACUUCGUUCAAUCAAUUAAUCCAUCAAUUAAUCAAUCAAUCAAUCAAUAUUUAAUUAAU
Dendronephthya gigantea is the source of this 3005-nucleotide messenger RNA. RefSeq lists its product as uncharacterized. The record is from RefSeq and is a predicted model, not a curated record. Lineage: Eukaryota; Metazoa; Cnidaria; Anthozoa; Malacalcyonacea; Nephtheidae. The transcript is spliced from 4 exons. Bases 969 to 2927 code for a protein of 652 amino acids.